AUGGAGAGGAUGCUACUGAUAAAGGUCAACAAAAGAAAUGUUGGAUUUAGAGAUGAGGAAGCCGCGAAAUGGACUGGGAGAUUUGGCAGCAUCUUGGACAAUGUUUCCAGCAUGGUCGGGCAUAUAGUUAAGCUUGGCCAGGAACUACAUACUGCGGAUGGGCAAAAGUAUUUUGCUUCUUGUUCAGAAGUGGCAGCAGAAUGGCUGAAUACAGACAGUGACAGACUCAUCAAGAUGUGGGCAAGUGCUCUAUUUUGUGCAAGAAAGGUAGGGUUUAUUUAAUCUAAGGCAACAUAACAUGUCGAUGCAUGUAUGAGGGCCUAUAUACAUGCAUGCAGGAUCAAGUACCUAUGAUCUGUAAUCCUUCAAAUAUAUAUUGCUUAUCACAAUGGCACCCCCUGCAUGCAUGCACAAACAAUGUUCCUAAUUGACAUAAUGCAUACAUAUAUUUUUUUUACUGUUAGCACCAGUGUAGAUAGAGUACCGAAUCCGGCCAAUGAAAGCUUUGUUGUACAUAGUUUAUCUGUAUAUUUGUCAUGUUUCAGAUGGCCAAAUAUACUACAGCUGUAAGUGAAGAAGACAUUUUGCAACACUUCAAAAGUGUUUUGGCACCAUAUGUUUUCGAGAACCAAGUUCCUCAGAUGACAGAGCCUUUCCUUUCGCCUUCAAGCUGGUCAUCUCAAACAUCUGGAGAGACAGUGGUAAAAGCAUUGGAAAACAUCCUCCUUGAUGUCACAAAGGGGGAAGAUCAAACAACGGUAAAUAAAUGGGUAUAAAGCUAAGUGAUAGUCGAACUAGACUAGAAAAAACUAUAUAUGGAAAAAUUGCUAUCAUAUAUGAAGGAACGCUUUGGAAACUAGUUAUCCCCCACUUCUUUUAGAUGUUGACUGCACAUCUUUCGAUUUCGGAAUCUUCAAAUAAAUAUGCCCUAUGUAAUAUCUCUUGUUAAUCACAUGUAAUUUAUGGAAGCUAUAUAACACUUUGUUCGGUUGUUCAGCACACAUGUAUUUGUUUAAAUUCAAGCUAUGACUAAUGUAAUGCUCUAAUUAACGAAUAAAAUCAUCUUGCAUUAGUAUAGGUUCACAAAUAAAACUUCAUGCAAUUAACUGGCUAAUUGUCACCUUAAACAAUUUCUUUUUUCAGGUUCAAAGAUAUCUAUCCACAGACAUCAGAAGCCGUGCUAAUGAUGCGACUGUGGAUGACUCCAUGAUUGCCAUUCGAGUGCGACAUUUGAGAGAGAGAUGUAAAACGAAACAUAUAAACUGUCAUGUGUUAAAUCAUCUUAGCACUACUGUGUCAGCAACGAAUAUAGGUACAGCAGAACAUGAACCUUGGCACUACAAUUUUAAUCAAUGUUUAUUUUAUAUACAGCAUUCUAGCAGGGGAAGGGGGUUUAUGUCAUGGAAACCCCAAGAUAGGAAUUGUUACUCCAGGACCAGAGACUUGUUAAUCUAUAAAAUCAUGUUAUUAGUUUAUAUAUGUUACUCUCUAACUACAUCCACAUGUAUUUUAUAUAAUGUAGGAAAAGGGAGUUCUCAGAGUAGGUUUUACUCACCCAGCAAGAGGCAGCAUGUACCCAAGCAUUGCACAAUGGUGAGGAGAACAUUGUUUUCUAAUGAGGCAAUGGCAACACUAGACAAAGGUUUGUUUUAAAAUAUUUUGACUGACAAAACUUAUGUCAGAAUUAUAAGCUACACUAUUAGGACGCUAAAUUAUUUUCAAACAUCAUUAAUAAUUCAUAAGCUUAUUGGCAAAUCAUGUCAACCAUAAUAUGUCACGUGCAGUACUUUAAACCUGACAAAACACUCCUAAUUAGUAUUCUUUAUAUAAAGAAUACUAAUAAGGCAGUAUCUAUUGUAGUCAAUACAAUCAAUAAAUACAAACAAUUGUAUGUUCGAAAAAUUAAGCUUGUCCGAACUUUUGGCAUUUGUUUACAUUUUUUGGUCACGUGUUGCUACACGUGUCUUUAAGGUCGAAAAGGCGAAUUAAGGCAGUAUAUCUAUAUAUUGAAUUUGUGGCUUUAAACCUAAUAAAACACUCCUGCUCGUUUAUUAAACAGUACUUCAUGUAUUACAGCCUGUUAUGGUAAUGAGGUGGCAAGAGAGUUAGCUGAUACCAAUGAAGACACACCAGACAGUGCAGAAAGUGGUGCAUCGACAGUGAUCAAAGGUAACUACUUCACUGCAGUUAAUGUCCCACCAUUUGAACUUGUUCUUUUAACUUAAUUAUUACCAUUUGCCUAAUUUCCUGACUUAGACUAUUGUUAUUUUCCACUAAAAACGAAAGCAUAUCUUUAUCUUAGGUCAUCUUAUACCCACAGAACUACAUAUUAACUGUACCGAUUUUCGUGUUUAACAGGAUCUUAUUCUCUGUUAAACGUGAAAUGGAUUUUUGUGUUCACGAAUCCUUUGUUUUCCAUGAAACUUGAUUAAUACCCAACCCUUUAUAUAUCAAUCAAUAUGGUUCUCAUUCCUCUUAAUUCUUUGUUUAGCAUCAUUAGAGAAGAGAGAAGAGGAACUUCUAGUAAAAGAUGCAAAGAUAGACAAGCUACAACUCAAACUGACUGACACUGAGAGCGAACUGAAAGAAAAAGGAGAAAAGAACAAAGACUUGAUGGAGCUACUUAGCAGCAGAGACGAUGAAGUUCAAUCUUUGAACAGUAAAAUUUUGCACCUGCAGGAAGAGAUUGCAGUUUUGAAAAGGGGGAGUGAGUGUCACAAGAAUGUCCAAGGUAUGUGAUCAGCUAUAUAUAUAUAUAUAUAUAUUAGUAUAAUAGUAUUCUGGGAAUCUAUAUAUAGAUAUAGACGAAUGUGGUUUGGUUAACAAAACACAAAAUGCCAAAGAGUGCUCAAUAUCAUAUAGAUAGAGCAGAAAUAAUCGUAGCAGAAAAGGUUGCCACAUGCAACAAGAGGAAUCAUCAGGUGACUCUUGGAUAAAACAGACUGUUGUGGCAACCUUUCAAGGUAAGAGGAUAUAGAUAUAUGUUGCUCAUCAUUAAUAUUAGUUUAAUUCUUAAAUUAUUAUUUGGCUGGAGGUAAGUGCAUACUGGUAAUCAUACAAGUACACUUUUUAACUCAUUAAAUUUGUACUAUUAACAGGUCUUCCAUUUGACAUCCAAAGCUCACCAGUGGAACCUCUACAGAAAAAGCAAAAACCGCCAAAAAAUACAGCAACUAAUGGUAAGCAAGUUCUUGAUCCACAAUGCCAUGUAUAA
This is a messenger RNA of Paramuricea clavata, 3214 nucleotides long. NCBI's taxonomy places the organism in Eukaryota, Metazoa, Cnidaria, Anthozoa, Malacalcyonacea, Plexauridae. The record is from the annotation of a GenBank genome assembly.